GUGAAUCUGGGGCACAUGGGCCACACCAACCAGUCUUUCGCCACCGAGUUUGUCUUCCACCCCUUUUCGUCUGUGUCUACGACACAGCAGCUCCUCUUCGUGCUCUUCCUUCUGCUCUACCUGACCAUCAUCAUCAGCAACGCCUGCAUUCUCUGGGUGGUCUGCACCGACCACACCCUCCACUCCCCCAUGUACUUCUUUCUGGGCAGCCUCUCAGGGCUGGAGGUGUGCUACACCACUGCAGUAGUACCCCAGACGCUGGUCAGUGUCUGGGAUGCCCACACCACCAUCACCGUGGCCAGCUGCGGGGCCCAAAUGUUCUUCUUUGUGGCACUCGGCAGUGCUGACUGCUUCCUGCUGGCAGUCAUGGCCUAUGACCGGUACGUGGCCAUCCGGCACCCGCUGCGCUACGCCCUCAUCGUGACACGACAGCUCUGCCGGUGGCUGGUGGUUGCCUCACUGUGCCUCGGGGGGCUUCUCUCACUGGGGCUGACAGCCCUGGUCUUUGCCUUGCCCUUCUGCGGUCUCCGGAUCAACCACUUCCUGUGCGAUGUGCCACCCGUGCUGCGUCUAGCCUGCGGCGACACGCGCCUCCACCGGACUGCGCUGUUCAGCGUGGGCGUGGCUGUGCUGGCCGUCCCCUUCCUCCUCAUCUGCCUCUCCUACGCCCUCAUCACAGCUGCCGUGCUGCGCAUCCGCUCGGCCGAGGGCCGGCGCCGCGCCUUCCGCACCUGUUCCUCCCACCUGACGGUGGUGCUGCUGCAAUACGGCUGCUGUGGCCUGGUCUACCUGCGCCCCAAGGCCGACUCAACAGAGGAGGAGGACCGACAGAUCGCUCUGAUCUACACCUUUGUCACACCACUGCUCAACCCCCUCAUCUACAGCCUGAGGAACAAGGACAUCAAGCAGGCCCUGAGCAGAGCCAUGAGGCGGGCACUGGCAUCCCAGCCUCGGUGAGGGGCCAGAGGGCCAUGUCUCUGCAACCAGUCCCUGCCCCCCAGACCCAGGCUAUGCCUGUCAGCCCCAUUCCUGCCUCCCCUGCCCCUCUGCAAUGUGGAGUUCCAAUCCAGGUUCCACUCUUAGGCCUGGUCGCUCCAUGCAGCAGAAGCCACCUAUUUCUAUGCCACAGGCAGGAAGGAGGCAGGGAUGCCCGAUUUGGGAGUGGAACGUACGCGGGCUCUGAAAUGCAGCCCUAGUUGCUGCAGUGCAUGAAGUGUAAACCUGUGGAGGCCAAGAGAAAUCAGAGGAUCAAGGUGAAAACGAGCCAUCAGCCUGUGGCUGCUAUAGGGAAGGAGCUCUCUGCCGCCAUCUCUUGGUGAACUGGAGGAAAAGGCACAAUGCCUGACCUCGUUCGCAUGUUUGUUAGCUGCCCUUCCAAUGUGAACAAUUAACUUUGGGGGAUAAGGAUAUGAAAUGUUUUCAUCCUUUCUGUGUGGCAAAAAGACAGUGGGACUGUACUUAGUGUGUACUAACCAAAAUCUCCAUCUGGCACUCCUGGGUAAUGGAAGUGGGGCUACAAUUGGUGUUUUCGUUUGGUUUGUUGAGCAAAUGCAUGUAUGCAUGCAAACAAACAUGCAAGGAUUAUGCCCAAGCCUCAUCUUAGCUCUUUAACUUCUUCUGUGAAUGGGGGAAGGGGUGUGGGUUAGGAUCCUGAGAAUAUGAAUCUACCAUUGUGCUGACAGAUAGUCCUCUGUAGCAAGAUGCCCUUAUUCAGUACCACUAGAGUUAUAACAGCAAUAGCUGUGUUUGGCACUUCAGGCUGCAGAUCUGGCAUUCAGGCUACAAGUGAUGGUGUGGUGUGAGGUGACACAAAGCUAGCAUUGCAGCUAGAAGAGGGUACAUGAUAGAGAGGCAGAGGCAAAUCAUUUCUUCAUAGAAAUCAAGCACCACGCCCCCACCCCCGGGGGCUUGGGAUGGACCUGUCUGACUGCACUCUGGGCUGGACUAUGCUAACCAUGGACUGGAGGGGAAGGGAAGAAAGGGGUGCGUGAAAGGGACAUUUGUCCAUCAGACAGGCACACUGGCCUCUGGGAAAACUGAGGCAAAGGACUACUGCCCAUGAUAUUAUGUUUUACUUACUAUUCACGUAAAUAUACAGUUGAUUUGUUGUGUUUUCCCAAAUCAAUGCUGUGUUCCUUUCCCACUUAAUAACAUUUCCUUGUUUCUAUACACAGACUCAUGGCUCGUGAGAGGGGAAGUGUUGCCUGUUAAGGGCUCACAGGGAAGGGUUUUCCCAGGUUUCUUGUGGGUGCUUGAGCUGGUGUGUUUGUUGAUUUUAAGGGGAACCCUGAGAUAUUUGACCCAGCCCUUUUUGCUGCUGACAACACCUGGCUGAAGGGUCACAAUACACCAGAACCAAGUGAUCAUUGAUUUUCCUGUUC
Molecule: messenger RNA, 2381 nt
Organism: Caretta caretta (loggerhead turtle)
Lineage: Eukaryota; Metazoa; Chordata; Testudines; Cheloniidae
Product: olfactory receptor 10Q1-like
Biological process (GO): G protein-coupled receptor signaling pathway
Cellular component (GO): membrane
Molecular function (GO): G protein-coupled receptor activity; olfactory receptor activity
Source: RefSeq, a predicted model, not a curated record